This is a messenger RNA of Erythranthe guttata (spotted monkey flower), 351 nucleotides long. RefSeq lists its product as uncharacterized. NCBI's taxonomy places the organism in Eukaryota, Viridiplantae, Streptophyta, Magnoliopsida, Lamiales, Phrymaceae. The record is from RefSeq and is a predicted model, not a curated record.
AUGGCCGUUUCUAGGGUUUUCACUCUGCUGAUGGUGACACUUCUGGUUGUUUCCGCCGUCGCUCAGUCCCCCUCCGCCGCUCCGUCCCCUUCCCCCGUCGCACCAGCACCUUCCCCGAAGUCAAAGCCGCCGACUCCUAGCCGAUCCACAUCUCCGUCUCCUUCUCCCGUCGCCAAACUGUCGCCGCCAUCUCCGCCGCCGUCAACCCCCUCUCCAUCCCCCUCUCCGUCAAUCUCCUCUCCUCCGACCGGCGGUCCCGCUCCAGCGCCCGCUCCUAACGCCGCCGUUACUGAUAGAUUAGGUUUUGCAGCUGCCGCCGCUGGUUUCCUCGCCGUGGCUCUGGUGGCGUAA